AUGGGUGAGUGGGAACGGGUGUUCCGGCAGCACCUGCCGCUGCCGCCGCACCCGCAGCGGGCCCGGGCCCGGCCCCCGCCCCGCUCCACCGCGUUCCGCUGCGUCCUCAAGUACCUGCACGGCGCUGCCCUCUCCCAGGGAACCAAGUACCAGCUGCGCCUCUCCCUUUUUGAUGCCACCUACCACCACUUCUUUGGGAAGACGUGGAGGAGCAGCUGGCGAGCUGCCAGCGCUGCCCCACCGCGCUCAGCCAGGGCGACGUUCAAUGAGGUUGUUUAUUUCCACACCUCCUUGAACCACCCUGGCAUUGCUGCUGUUGUGGAAGUGGUAAUGACAGCUGGGAAAGGGGAUGGGAGCUCUCAGCAUCUUUCCUGCGGCUUUGGAACCAUCCCCCUCUUUCAUGGCGGGUCAGAGGUGACAAACCCAGCCACUGAGGACAGAGCGCUGAAGCUGUACCAUGGGACGCCACGUGCCUUACUGCACCCACGCUUCCAGGACCCUGUGGAAAAGAAUAAAUACAUGACAGUAAUGGAGAAGAGCCACCUGCAGUAUGCCCUGAAGUCCCACCAGCCCCUGGAGGCAAUAUUUCACCUCCUUCCUGAAAACCUGCUGAUAUCUGGGCUGCAGACUGUUCCUGGUUUGCUGCCGGCACGUGGAGAUGCAAAUGACUGCUUGCAGAAGCCCCGGCUGAUGAAGACUGUCACCUGCUAUCUGGAGCGGCUUUUCAUCCGGUUGUACCCUUCCCUGGAGGAGUUUGAGGAGGAGCUGUUGGAUUUACUGAACAGCGAUCGCUUACUUCAGGCUAACACGGCUCCAGAUGGUGAAGAGGUGGUGGUUCGGGAGCGGCGGCUGCACAUUGGUGUCCACAAUGGCCUGCGCUUCGUCCGGGCACCGCAGGUUGUCGUGCUGGUUCCAGACGUGGAAUUGUCACCAGGUGGCUGCCAGAGGGUGCCCAGCUCUGGAGCCAGGGGUGCAGGUCAAGCCCUUGUGCUGAGGAGCCGCAUCCAGCUGAGUGAAAUGGUUCCUCACCCAGCUUUCGAGGUCUGCUUCCAGCUGGAAUAUGUCUUCUGCAGCAUGGGGAGAGCUGGUGGGAAGGCCCUGUCCGGCAGUGCCCGCAGUGAGGUGGCUGACAUGCGCUCGGUGCGCUGGGCUGUCUGGAGCCCUGUUCCGGGCACCGGUGACACGGACGUGGUCCUGCCCCUGCGUGGUGGCGCUCGCCGUGGCCCCUACCAAACCUUGGUCUACCGGACCCCACUGAACUCCCAGCAGGGGAAGCACGUGGAGUCUGGGACUGUCCAAUUCCAUGUUUCCACUGAUUCGGAAGAACAUCUUGUAACUGCUGCGGAGAUCCUAUGUAAAGACAGGGACGAGUUGAAGCAGCCUCCUACGCCAUCGCUGAGAGUGUCAACCCCACGGCGAGUGCCAGUCUCCCCACGGAGACCAGGGCUGUCGGUGUCCCAGCUCGUGGCCUCACCACGGGACACAGGCCAGACCCUGCAGCAGGAUGGGGGCAUCACCCACCUGGAGGCCAACCUGGGCUCGCCGGAUGCAGAGCCCUGUGCCAGUGACCAGCUGCAGGCGCUACCCUUCACCCCACUGCAGCUGCCCAUGGCUCCUGUGGGACUGCAGGCAUGCAGUUCCCAUGUGUCCCUCUCUCGUGCUGCGCUGGCACGCCUGCACGCUGCUGGAGUUCCAGACAUCCUGGACCGCAACCAGGAGCCAGUGGAAAUCUCAGAGCCAGUGGAGCUGGGCAGCUUCAACCUGCGGCUGGAGGAAGCUGACCCUCUGCAAGGCAAUGAAAUAAUCCUGCAGUUCCUGGCUUUUGGCAGGGAUGCCCAGGGCAGUGCGGAGGGGCUGUGGCCGAGGACUGUCUUCCUCACCUUCCAGUUCUACCGUUUCCCACCAGUCACCACACCCCGGCUGCAGCUGGUCAGCACAGACGGGGGGCUGGCUGCCGGGCUGGCUGUGCCAGCGCAGCUCCUUGUCCGUGUCAAUGAGGAUGGGACCCUAAACAGACCACCAGGCUUGCAGCUGAAGUACAUGGUGGAUCCAGCUUUCCUGCGGCCUGGGGAGCAGCGCUGGUUCCUGCGGUACCUGGCAGAGCACAGCCUCCAGGUUGACAUCUGGGAUGGAGACUCCCUGCUCCAUGUUGGGUCUGCUGCCAUUAAACUGGAGCCCCUGCUGCGCCAGGGCCAGGUGGCCGUCAGGACCUACCACGAGCUGGAGGUGGCCACGACUGAGUACGAGCCUGACGGGACGGUGAUGGGCCGGGAGGCUUUGCGGCACGGCGCCCUGCGGCCCCUCGGUGUCCGUGUGGCUGUGAGGGGCCGCCUCCACCUCUGCCUGGCCAAUGUUGGUCACCCAUGUGAGGAGACCCCAGGGCAGCUGCCAUCCCACUCCCGCAUUGUCACUGCACCAGACAGCACUGUCAUCACCCCAGGUGUUAACUGGUGCUCCCUGAACACUCCUGGUGGCAGGCGGACAGCAUGGGCACGGAGGCUGGUGGAUGUGGACAGUGAGCUGGAGGCCGCGCUGCGCAGUCGCCGGCCAGAAGGCUGGCCAAAGCAGCAUGCCUGGGACCUGCAGGUCAUCGAUGCCUACCGGGAUCAUAUCAAGGGAGAGAGCAUCUACCAGAUGCUCAGCCAGGCCAUCACAGCCACCCACACUGUCCAUGCUGUGCUGGGGACAGCUGAGUUCUUCGAGUUCGCCUUGAAGAACCCAUACGGCAUCCAGCACACCGUGACCAUCGAUGUCGACAACCCUGAGCUCAGUGUCAUACUGGACCCAAGGGAGUGGCGUCACUUCAAGGAGCUGACAAAGAGUGUUACACCGGUGGAAGAGGAUAUGUUCCAUCUCAGUGAUGACCUCAAGCCUCAGGUCUACCUGCGCCCCAGUGAGACUGUCCACAUCCCCUUCAAAUACCAGACCUUCUCUGCAGACCCCGCUGUGGUUGCAGCACAGGGGCCGGCUGGGCUGGGCACUGGUGCCAGUGAGAAUGCUCACUCCCUUGGGAAGAGUGGGGCCAAGCAGUCAAAGCUCAUCCAGGUCUCCUUCCAGGUGAGCGGGGGAAAGCCCAUUGCACUCCUGCGGGUGAAAGUGGAGCCACAGCCCCAUGUGGUGGACCAGACCUUCCGCUUCUACCACCCAGAGCUCACCUUCCUGAAGAAAACCAUUAGGCUGCCUCCCUGGCACACCCUCCCUGGCACGCCUGUGGGGGUGUCGGGCGGGCAGCCUGAGAUGUUUGUUCGCUGCAGUGACCCCGACAUAAUUUGUGAAACCAAAUCCUUGGGGCCUGGUGAGCCACAGGACAUCUUCCUCAAAGUAGCCGGAGGACCAAGCCCGCAGAUCAAAAAAUUCUUUGUUGCUAUUUAUACGGACGCCUGGCUGGCAGCACCUGUCCAGAUCUGGCAGUUCUACCUGCACUCGCUGCAGCGCCUGGACGUCGCCUGCACGGCCGGGCAGCUCACUCGCCUCUCCCUGCUGCUGCGUGGCACUGCAGCCCCACGGAGGGUGCAGGCCUUCACCUCCCACCCCCAGGAGCUGGAGGUGGAUCCCAGCAGUGCCUUCCUCCUCCCUGCCAAUGGCAUUCAGGACCUAUACAUCGGUGUGAGGCCACGGCGGGCUGGGAGCAAGUUCAUCUACCUCAACCUGGUGGAUGUGGAGUCCCACCAGCUGGUGUCCUCCUGGCUGCUCUGCCUGUCCUGCAGGCAGCCUCUCAUCUCCAAGGCCUUUGAGAUCUCUCUGCCUGCGGGAGGUGGGAAAGGCUGCAACAAGCGCAUCACCUACACCAACCCCUACCCCUCACCCCGGCUCUACUUCCUAUGCACCAACCGCCCCGACCUGCUGCAGUUCAAGGAAGAUUCCUUCGAGGUGGCCGGAGGGGAGGUGUACACCAUAGGUCUGCGCUUCGCCCCGAGCCAGACUGUGGGGGAGGAGGAGAUCCUGAUUCACAUCAAUGACCACGAGGACAAGAACGAGGAGACAUUCUGCGUGAAGGUCCUGUACCAGUGAGGCAGCCUGCCCGUCACUGCAAAGCUGCAGGUUCCUGUGCCAGCCCAGCAGCUUCAUCAGCACCGCCUCAGGGGUGCCUGUGUCUGUCUGAGGGUGGUCAUGACCCCUGUCCCCAGGCUGUCACCUUGCCAGGCUGGUGUCUGUGUCAAUGGGAUCCCCAGGCGUUGCUGUGAGUGCUGGUGCUGCCGUGUAGCUCCAUCCACACAAAAUGAGAUGAGUGGAUGUGUUUGUUAUGGCACUUUGUGACUGCAGGAUCUGUAUUUUUAAGUGUGAUGAUAUUUUAGGCACUUUGAAUCUUUUUUUAACUUGAAAAGUUUGCAGAUUUGAUUCUGCGGAGUAUUUUUAAAGUAUUUUGUAUUCAACGGUGAGUUUUGUACACAUUAAGGCAGUUCUAUGGGAGUUUUGAUACUUUUUACUCAU
Molecule: messenger RNA, 4431 nt
Organism: Cinclus cinclus
Lineage: Eukaryota; Metazoa; Chordata; Aves; Passeriformes; Cinclidae
Gene: NPHP4
Product: nephrocystin 4
Exons: 28
Coding region: 1-4011 (1336 amino acids)
Biological process (GO): protein localization to ciliary transition zone; negative regulation of canonical Wnt signaling pathway
Cellular component (GO): cytoskeleton; ciliary base; ciliary transition zone
Source: RefSeq, a predicted model, not a curated record